AAGAUGACUCAAGAAUAUUGGCUGUCUUUCGUCGGUUGAAGAGGAUGACAGAUCGCCUAGUUGGAAGUCCAUGGGUCGACACAGCGUAAACGGCCCAUGUGCUUAGCUAAGCGCUUGACACCCGAGACGGAAAUGGAGGGAUUGACUGCUAAGUGUCAAGAGAUGGAAAACAGUCUCACAGUUGUAAAUCGCGGCGCUCUCUUUGACUAAUUUUAGCUGCUUGCUGCUUCCCUACCUGGCUUGACACUUGGACAAAACGAAAGCAUCGAAUACUAUGCUUACAACAAUUCACUACACUGCCGUCUCCACUUUACAAAUAUCCGAUGGAGUGUCAUUGUUCCUGUAGCUGGACCAGUAAUUCCCAUCUUUUCUGUCACCAUGCCCGCCUACUAUCACGUGGAUGCGGCCAGCGACCGCAUCCCCAUGCAGAUUGUGCGCAAGGAGACGCCGCUCUCGCCGACCGAGCGGGCCUUCAUCCUGGCCGUCGAGCGAGGUGACUACGGCAGCGUUCGCCAGGCGCUGGAGGAGGCCGACAUCUACUUCAACCUGAACAAGAACUGUGUGGACUCGCUGGGGCGCACGGGCCUCCUGAUCGCCAUCCAGAACGAGAACAUCGAGAUCAUUGAGCUGCUGCUCAAGCACAAUGUCAACGUUGGGGACGCCCUUCUCCACGCCAUCGACGAAGAGGUCGUGGAGGCUGUGGAGCUCUUACUCAACUACAAAGCGCCUAAGAAAGACAUACGGGCACGUAUCCUACAAGAGCAGAAUGAGUCCGACUUUACCCCAGACGUAAGCCCCGUCAUCCUCGCUGCUCACCGCAACAACUACGAGAUCCUGAAGAUCCUGCUCGAGCGGGGCGCCUCCAUCCCCAAGCCCCACAACGUCAAGUGCGGCUGCGACGACUGCAUCUCCAGCAUCCGGCACGACGGCCUGCGCCACUCCCGCUCCCGGCUGAACAUCUACCGCGCCCUGGCCAGCCCCUCCCUGAUCGCCCUGUCCAGCGAGGACCCCAUCCUGACCGCCUUCGAGCUGAGCUGGGAGCUGCGGAAGCUCAGCUACCGGGAGAACGAGUUCAAGUCGGAGUACGACAAGUUGGUGGAGCAGUGCCGGGAGUUCGCCACUGACCUGCUUGACCAGACGCGGGGCUCUAAGGAGUUGGAGUGCAUACUGAACAGGGACAAUGAAUCCUCCAUUGGAGAGGACCCACUGAGCAGACUACGGCUUGCACUCAAAUACAAACAGAAACAGUUUGUAGCUCAUCCCAACUGCCAGCAGCUGAUCGCCGAGGUAUGGUACCAGGGCCUCCCGGGUUGGCGGCGCCAGCACUUCACGGUGAAGCUCCUCAUCAGUUUCUUCGUUGGCCUGUCCUUCCCGCUGCUGUCCUUGAUGUACCUCUUGGCGCCCCGGACCCGCCUGGGCAAGAUUCUUCGUCUUCCCUUCCUCAAGUUCAUGUGCCACAGUGCCUCCUACCUCGUGUUCCUGGUCCUGCUUCUCAUGGCUUCGCUACCGGACUUGGCCGGCCAGAAGCCCAAUAAGCGGGUCAACGAACGAGCCCCGCCCCCGUCUGACAUUGAAAUCUUAAUCAUCUUGUGGGUAUUAGGUUAUCUUUGGGCAGAAGUGAAACAGUUAUGGGACAUGGGUUUCAAGCAGUACCAACGUGACUGGUGGAACUCGCUUGAUUUCGUCACCAACACCUUGUACAUAACUGUCAUCGGGCUUCGGAUAACUGCAUAUGUUAAUUUACGGGUGAUGGGAAAUGAAAACCACGGGGACAUUGACCUCAAACGUCAGUACUGGGACCGGUGGGACCCCACGCUCAUGGCUGAGGCAACGUUUGCUGUGGCAAAUAUUUUUAGCAUGUUGCGGGUCGUCUACUUCUUUACUGCCAAUUCCCAACUAGGCCCUCUGCAGAUCUCCCUGGGCCGGAUGGUGGAGGACAUUGUCAAAUUUCUCUUCCUGAUGGCGCUGGUCCUCUUCUCCUUCGCGGCCGGCCUGAACCAGCUUUACUGGGUGUAUCAGGAAGAGAUAGAUCCGGGCAUGUGCUUCGGGGUUGCGUGUCCAGAGCCCAAUAAUGCUUUCACAGAUGUCUUCCAGACAUUGCAGGCGCUGAUCUGGGCCAUUUUUGGCCUGACCGAUCUGUCCAACACUAAGGUGAAGACGGAGUUUGGCCACAACGUGACCGAAUUCAUUGGGGCCACCAUGUUUGGUGUCUAUUGCAUCAUCACUAUCGUGGUCUUACUCAACCUGCUGAUAGCUAUGAUGAACGACUCGUUCCAGAAGAUACAGACGCAAUCCGACAUGGAGUGGAAGUUUGCCCGGUCCAAACUGUGGAUGAGCUACUUUGAUGAGGGAGAAACGCUUCCUGUGCCGUUCAACAUCAUCCCCUCCCCGAAAAGUUUCUACUACAUCGCCCGCAAAAUCUACAGACUUACCUGCAAGAAGAAAGUGAAGCCAAACACAGAGAACAGGAACGUUACUAAGCUGAAUUUAGCGCAGAGACGAAGACUCAAUGAUGAGGAGUACCAAAAAGUCAUUAAGAACCUCAUCAAGCGAUACCUGAACAACAGCCGCCGAGGUGAGCGGGCCGAAGGAGUCAGUGAAGACGAUCUCAAUGAGAUUAAGCAAGAUAUCUCGGCCUUCCGCUACGAAAUGCUGGAGAUUCUUAAAGGUGGUGGGCAACAGAAGGUCGGUCCCAACGACAGGAAUGGAGAUGGGAGUGUCAAGAAGAAAGCCAUGUCCAUCGGGAGUAUAGGUGCUAGUAUCUCCACCACCUCGAUGUCUUCCAUGUCCAGUGGCUCACCCCAGCUGGAGAGGGUACCUUCCUACUUGCUCAGAAAGGGCAAGAAGAACAAACGGAGCCCGCAGCACCGAGAGACCCUGCACGUACCGCUUAAGUGUGACCCGAUCCAGGAGGAGGACUACUCGCUCCCCGAUUUCCUCAAGGUGAAGAACGUCAAGAACGUGGUGAGCGCCGUGAAUGAGAUGAAGCGAUCGUCGCGGAAGCGCCGGCUGAGGGACUUGAUGGGCCAGGCGAGCUCCACCAGUGCCCUCCACGAAACGCUGGACGAGAACCCGGGGGAGCCCCUGGCCGGCUCGCCUCGGAGGCUGGUCAGCCAAGUCUCGGUGGACAUGAACGACGAGGAAAUGGAGAUGGAGGUCAUGAAGGAGAGCCUGAUAGAGCCCGGCUCCAACGGGAAUAAAAGCACCUCUAGCGAGGACGAAUCAGACGAGCCCUUGGUGAAGGGUACCAAAGAGCUGGCGCGGCGAGUGAAGAGUUUUGCUGGGCACAGUGGCCACGACAAUGGAGCUCUCCACUUAGAUGAGAGCGGAGUGGACGGGGUCGUGCGCUCCCCGACCCAGCAAAAUAACAGUGGCGACUCCCAGAGCACCUCUGGUAUUGCAUCCCCAAACAAUAGCUUCCAGUCCCAGGAUUCGGUGGAUGCGGAAGCAGGAGGCACCGCCGCCGUUGUACGAGACUCGGACAGCCCCAGUGACCCCGAUGACGAUGUGGAUGUCAGUACUGGAAUGAACGUGGCCCUAAGACCAAAGGCCAAGCAAAAAAAGUGGCCGCCGAAGCGAACCUCAUUCCUAUGGAGCAGCCCGCCUGCCCCAAAGGAAGGGGAGGACGUUGAAAUGACCAAAUUUCAGUACAAUGGUUUCAAGCCGUGAGGCUUACGUGGGUCCGCUUUUCAAAUCACACCUUAGUGCAUGGAUUUCACUCUACCAGAGGCCCAAAAAUACAUAACUGUGCAUAGAGUUUUGCACCAAGUCAAACCUGCACCACUUUCGUUACCAUUUCCCAAAGUCUCAGAGAAAUUAAUUAAUUUUUUUUUUGCAUGUUGACCUAGCUUUUACGCCCGAAUAUUGGCACUGAUCCGAAGGAUCUCUCGUUUAUUACAAAAGCCUGAUACAGUCGGCCGUGGUUUCAUUGUUUGAAUUUUGAUAAUUCCCUUGUAGAUUUUUGGAAAUCUAGAAAUGGCAAUUGGCAUUUAGUCCCUCGAAAACAGACACACAGAAUACAGAAAUUAAUCAAAGGGGCAAACACUCCAAAAACCAGAGAACAAUGGUUAUAUAACUAGCAGAAGAAACAUUACGAGUGGAGUGUAUUUUACAGACUUUUUCAUUCGUAUUUGUGCGGAGUGUGUUAAGAAAAAAAGUACAUAAAAGCACCUGUUUUAGGACUUGUGGAGUCAAAUCAUUUUAUUGGAGCGAAUGUGAGCAGGAGGACACAAAGAGAAGUACUUUGUUGGUGCGCGUGCCUUUUAAAAGAGUUCCAUUCGUUGACAUUUUGAAGUUCUUUCAUCAUUUCCAGUAUUUAUUGUUGCACCUGUCACAACAUAUAUAUUAUUCUUAGAUUUAUUUGCAAAUGUCACCCACGGCUGUGUAAAUAUAUAUACAAAAUAAUUAAAAUUGUCAGAGAAAUUGAAAAAGCCGUUUUUCAAUUAACAUGUAUACGUGGUUUCAGAGCUUCCAGGGUUAAUUCUCCCAUUAAAUUGUAAAAUAGGACUUCUACUUUGUUCAUAUCAAAUACGAUUUAGAAACUGUAAGAUAAGCACAAGUAUAUUUUAAUGAUAGCAUGAAUUCCUUGUGAAUAUGACACCUUUUUAUCGAUUCUCUCGACUGAUAGAACACUAUUGUGUUAAGAAAAAUAUUGCAUCAUGUUGUAAACCGGAUGAUUAAAAUCAAAUUUUAGAAUUCUUUGGAUGCAAGUUAAAGCAUACAUUUUUACGAUUACUAGGUAUGAAAGGGACGAGGGUAACGCUUGAUUAAUUUGCAAUAUUUAUUUGUUGAAAUGGUUUUGUCUUUUAAACGAAGAGAAGAAACACUGUUUUUUAAUUAGCACAUUCCUGUACUCCACUUAAAAAAAAAGUCACUUCAGAUUUUACCUUUUGUAAGACUUGAAUACGGCAUAUGCAUCCCUUCGUAAUGCUGUGAAUGUGAAUGUGCCUCAGUCAAGAGCAGUUUAUUGCAGUUGCAUGCAGCCGAGAACCUGCGUACUUGUGAGAUUUCGGGGUUGUGUGGAGGAUAAGAAAGUGGAUGAUUAGCUUUCUGCGAGGACUGUGUGUGUGUUCUAUACUAGGAACCACCGGAGCAGGCAACACGGUUUUGCAUGAACCUGUGAAAUGGGCCGAACGGCUGCAAACGAAUAUAGUGCCACGCGGUAUCGAAGAACAUCGACAUACGAUGGCUUGAUUAUAUGUUUUUGUUAUCAUAAAUUAAGAUGCCCUUCUGGGUAUAUUGCAGUAAGUCUUACUGAGAUCUGAUAUAAAGAUAGAGUUGAUUCUCUGGAAAAAUAUAAUGUCUGCAGCCUGAACCGUAUCACAGCGCUUGUGUGGCCAAACCAUUGUUUGCCCUGGGGUUGCACUUGACGUUUUAACAUUUGUGCAGUGAGGAUUCAUCGAAUUGAUUUGACUUUAUUCUAUGCAGGUCUUUUCAGGUCGUUUUUAAAUUAUAUUACCGAAAUAAACCACAUAUUGUAACAGACACGA
Messenger RNA from Acanthaster planci (crown-of-thorns starfish), 5489 nucleotides. RefSeq names its product short transient receptor potential channel 4-like. Gene Ontology annotation, biological process: regulation of cytosolic calcium ion concentration; calcium ion transmembrane transport. NCBI's taxonomy places the organism in Eukaryota, Metazoa, Echinodermata, Asteroidea, Valvatida, Acanthasteridae. The record is from RefSeq and is a predicted model, not a curated record. Gene Ontology annotation, molecular function: store-operated calcium channel activity; protein binding; inositol 1,4,5 trisphosphate binding. Gene Ontology annotation, cellular component: cation channel complex; plasma membrane.